This is a messenger RNA of Scylla paramamosain (green mud crab), 1956 nucleotides long. RefSeq lists its product as uncharacterized. The transcript is spliced from 2 exons. The record is from RefSeq and is a predicted model, not a curated record. NCBI's taxonomy places the organism in Eukaryota, Metazoa, Arthropoda, Malacostraca, Decapoda, Portunidae. Bases 49 to 1614 code for a protein of 521 amino acids.
UUAAUUUCACUUCACGGUAGUUAACUGCGUCACGAGGUAGGCAAUGAGAUGCCAGUAGCGGACGCAGCAAGCCAGUCGACAGCGCGCGCUCGUCCAGUCCACACCUCUCCUCCGCUCACGACCUACCGUUCACCACCCGCCACCUGGGUUGUUCUAGGCGGGAGCCGCGGUGUGUUUGCUGCAGUUUUACUUGGCUUCAUCUUCAUUGGUUCGUGUCCAGCCAUGGCGGACCGAGGCCUCAGUCGGGCAGGAACCCCCAAGCCCAGCCAGGACACGCCACGGCGUGCAUCCAAGCCCAGCCAGGACACGCCACGGCGUGCACCCCAGCCCAGCCAGGACACGCCACGGCGUGCUUCCCAGGCCAGCCAGGACACGCCAAGGCGUGCUUCCUCCUCCUCAUCUGUCUCACGGGACAGUUCACGGCCCAGGCGUGAUGAUGAUGACCGGUUAAGGAAGGACAAUAAGAGGACUGCUGUUGGUUUUGAUGGGUCGUCCGUCAAGCGUCUUUGUGCUUCCAAACCACAACAACCGUCCGGCAGUCAACAACCGUCUGGCAGUCAACAACCGUCCGGCAAUCAACAACCGCCUGGCAGUCUACAAUCAUUCGUCAGUCAACCCUGUUCGGACGAGGAUCCUUCUGCUUCAGACAAGAAAUUUGAUAUUCUCACCAAUCUGUUGAGUGGUUUAGUUGAAAAACUAGACAACCGCAUUACACGCAGUGCUUCGCCUUCACCGGUAGAUUAUGGUGGCUGUCAUGAAUUGUCCCCUUCUGAUAAUGAGGACGGUGAAGAGUCUGAGAGAGAUGAUCCAGACCCCCUAGAUGGAUUAGACACUAUCUCCCCCUCUUUUUCCGGUAGCCAACCCGCUACCUCUGGUGAUGACGCAGACUUCCUCCAAGCGUUGAGUGAAUUGUCUGACAAUUUUUUGGGCGAGGAAGCAAAAGGUGAACCAAUUUCUGAUUCACUUGCAUCAAUAGUCAAUGCCAGCCUGAGGCGUCGUCCUGUGGCCGACAUUGUAAAAUCAACCACUAAUAGGAUUAAAAUACCCAGCAAUGUGCCCAAUAUGAAAGUUCCAGAGACUAACCCUCCCAUUGUCAAAGCAAUGAAUACGGGAGGUAAACUUGUGGAUGCUCGACUAACCCAUAUUAAUGGACUGUUACUGAAAGCGCUUGUUCCCAUUACUCAGUGCGUUAGUGACGUGGGGGAAAGGAAAGGGAAGGCAGUGAAUUUUUACCUGGAAGGUUUAAAUGAUUGCCUUAGGCUACUAAUCUCCGCCUUCAAUUACACCAACCAGUUACGAAAGGAGGUGGCACGUGUUCACGUCAAUGACACUGCUCUUGCAGAACUCUGUAAAUGGGAGUGUGAAGUCGGUACUGACAAACUCUUCCCUUUCGACAUUGUGAAGAAAUGUGAUGAAAUGCAUAGAACCAAGAAGCUGGGAAGGCCGUCCUUCCGCCCCUACAAGACCUCCAGAGGGAAGAGCUUAUCCUUCGGUAGACAGGACCACAGGAGACCUUACAGCUCACGAGCCCGGUCAAAGCUUCCUUCAAGGCCUUUUUUAGGCCUGCGGCAGUCUUACGGGAGGAGGACGCAGCCAUACAAACUUCCCCAGUAACGCCUCCCACAGUGCCUCCCACAUGUCAUUGGCCGGAUGUUGGGAAAGAUCCUGGAGGACAAGGCGACAUCCCUGACUAUUCUGCCGCUCUGGCCUACCCAGGUCUGGUUCCCGAUGGCCCUCCGGUUACUGAUUGCACCUCCCCGCCUUCUUCCUCGCGCUUCCUUAACACUACCCCAGGACCCGUCGCGAGUACAUCCUCAGACCUCGAAGUUGAUAUUGUCAGCCAUGAUCCUCUCUGGCGAUCCUUUGCAUACAGAGGCCUUUCGCAGGAAGUUGCCGAAUUUCUGCUUCAAUCGUGGAGACAGAGCACGAAAUUACAAUAUGGGCCGAAUAUCAAAA